Molecule: messenger RNA, 3001 nt
Organism: Helicoverpa zea (corn earworm)
Lineage: Eukaryota; Metazoa; Arthropoda; Insecta; Lepidoptera; Noctuidae
Gene: su(Hw)
Product: gastrula zinc finger protein XlCGF57.1
Exons: 10
Coding region: 300-2147 (615 amino acids)
Biological process (GO): regulation of transcription by RNA polymerase II
Molecular function (GO): DNA-binding transcription factor activity; RNA polymerase II cis-regulatory region sequence-specific DNA binding
Source: RefSeq, a predicted model, not a curated record
UUCACUCGGCUCGUUUUUUAGUUAAAGGUACGCAGUCCUGUUUACUAUAUUAUGUCUAUGUUCGUCUGUGACAUGUGACAUGAGACUCGACCUAUAGUUAUAUGUCAAUGACUCGACCACAUAUGGAUAUUUAUUAUCUGUGUUAACCAAUACGUGGCGAUGAUAGAAAUUGUUCCGAGCGCCUGAGUGAAAAGAAUAUCAAACUCUUUUUAUGUGAACAUAUUGCACUUCAUUUGGGUAGGAAAAUAAGUAAACAAUGAGAGUGUGAGAGUUAUUUAUUAAAUAAAACAUACAAAAGGAUGCCACCUAAACGGAAGUUAGGGCGACCGCCUGGGUCCAAAACGAAAAGGAAAAAGACAUCUCCUAAACAUCAGAAAAAUGCUUCAGUAGUGAUAAAGAAGAAAGAAAAAGAGUCAUCUUCUGAAACAGAUAUUGAAUAUAUCUGUAAUAUUUGCAAUAAAAAAUUCCUAACUGGUCAGGAACUGUUGAAACAUCACAAAAAUUGUAAAGCUGUGGUUCCCAUAUUAUCUGAUGGUGGUGUCAGGAAGGCAGAGUUCAGUUGUAAUGAAUGUCGCAAGAAGUUUAGAUUCCAAAAAAGUUUCAAAAAGCAUUGUUUGCUGGAGCACUCCAAGUUACCUAACAGUGUGGCUUGUGAUCAAUGUGAUGUCAAGUGUCCCACUAAGAGAGUUCUGAUAGAGCACAUCAAGAAGGUUCACGAUAGAGACAUUUAUGAAUGUCCACACUGCAAGCGUCAGUUUGUGAGACGCUCACAUGUGUUUCGACAUAUGGCACAGAGUGGAUGCGAUGGACACGGAGGUGCCUCUUUUAUGUGUGAAAUAUGUGAGUCAAAAUUUUCAAGAAAAGACAAUUUAAUGGCCCAUAUACGAAUGCAACAUAUAAUUCCCAAUGCUUUCACCUGCAAGCAGUGUUUAUAUUCUACAAAGAAUUUUUCGAAAUUGGUUAAUCAUUGGCACAAACAUCAUUCAGAAACCCCUGAUCAAUACCAAUGUCAUCACUGCAGCAAGUGGACAAGCUCACGAGCAGCAAUGACCAAGCAUCUUGAGAUACACGGCGAGAAGAAGUAUGCAUGUGAUGUGUGCGGCUACAGUACAUAUACGAUCGAGGUGAUGCGCCGCCACGUGCUCACCCACGUCGAAGACAAGCCGUACAAGUGCUCGCUGUGCGGCAACUCGUACAUCCAGCGCGUGCAGCUCGCGCGCCAUCUCGAGAAACACAGCGGCAACAUGUGCCUCAAGUGUGGCAAUACCUUCACCACCAGGGCCCAGUUGCUGAUUCACCUCAGAGAGCAUAUGGGGCUAGAAAAAUUAUUCUGUCCAGUUGAAAGUUGUCCAUUAGUAUCAAAAGAAUUCAUCAAUGAGGCCAGCUGGCAAAACCAUUUGAAAGUCCACAUGGACGAUAAGCCGCACAGCUGCGACGUGUGCGGCAAGCAGUUCCACUCGGUGGUGAACCUGCGGCGGCACCUGGAGACGCACACGCUGGACCGGCCGCGGCGCUGCAUGUACUGCGUGUCGGCGCGAGCCUACGUGCGCGGCCUGCAGCUCAUCCGCCACGUGCGCAAGCACCACCCCGCCGUCUUCCGCGGACACCUCGCGCACGUCAGACAAGUGCUCGGGAGCAAUUCAAAUAUUUUAGACAGAGUGAAGAAGUCCGAAAUUGAAUCUAUAUUAAAUCUGUUGGAUGUGGAGUCUGAUCGCAUUUUGCAAGGUUAUGGUGGAGCCGGUGUUCUGUAUGGCGGGAUGCAGGACGAAGAAGAGAGUAGUUCUAGCAAUAAUAAAGAGGAGAAAAUGAAAGGAAAUAGUCCACUAAUGUCAGAGGAAGAACUCACGGAGAAUUUAAGGAAGCUACUAGCCCAACUAAUUGAUAAUGAAACACUUAAUCUGUUUGGGUGGCCCGAAGAGAGUGUAGAUGUGGUGUUAGAAAAAGUGAUUGAGCAAUGCGGUGCGAAGGCCGCUGACCGCGACAAAUGGACGCGCGUGCAGCGUCUGCGCGAGAACUCGAAGCAUUUGUUUCUGUACGUGCUCGAAGACAAGAACAUCGCGCGCAUGCUCGACACGCACACCAUCGACCAGAUCAUCAAGCACAUCCUCAAGCAAGUCAGCGAAGAGGAUACAAAGGAUGUAAAGUAACGCACAAAGUAUGAACUGAAAAGCGUUUGUGCCAGAGCUAAGACAAGCGAACCGUUCUCGCCCAAGCUCACUGAAACUUACACGUUGCUGCAUAUAAAAACAUGGACCGUGAUCGCACACGGCUUCCGAUAAAAGUUAUAUUGCCAAAUGUUAUUUCAUCAAUUUAAAUAUUUUUUACAUUUUAAUUAAUUAUAGGUAAAUAAGUUUAUUAUUCCGUGAUAGGGUUUUAUGAAGGUAGAUAUAUUUUAUCAAAAGUUGGGCACCUUAUUUUUUAUUGCAAUAAAUGUUUAGGUAUAGAAUACAAUCAUAAGGAGAUGGACAAAAAAAAACCCAGAGUCGACAGAAACUUCAAAUGUAUCAUUGGAUUCAGUAUAAUGUGUGGAUUUAAAAAAGUAUUUCAUAUCAUCCGAAAACCAUGGGGUUCUCUUUUUAUAACGGUUUUUCGAUCAAGAAUUUAGGUUAUGAAAAAGUUCGCCUUACUAUUUGCUGUUCUUUAGACGUUUGGGAUUUGCAAAAUUAUGUUUUUGUUUGAUAGGGUUUACUUCCCAGAUGUUCCCAUAGUCAUCAGGUGAGGAUCUGAUGAUGGAAACCCUGAGAAAUCGAGGGCAACUUACGAAAGUUGUAGGCGUGCAUAGGGUAAAAACUUGACACUCAGCUGUAUGUCUGUUAGCACUAUACAAGAGUAGAGGUUUAAAGUUGACUUGAUGAUGGAGAGCAGAGAAUAUCGAGGGAACUCGAUGACUGAAUAUGUAAACUACCUUGUGUUUGGGCUUAUAUUAUUCGUAUUGACGAGAACUUUCCACUAAUGCGGACGGUGACAACUAUACUUGUCACUAAAGAGCCAAAAAUAAUAA